UGUGUGUGUGUGUGUGUGUGUGUAUAAUCUGCCUCCUCUCGUGUUGAUGUCGACGCGCUGCAGACCGACUGUGGCUGGAGAAUAAACGGGCCCGAAAUAAAAAAAAAAAAACAAAACACCCUCAGCAGGAGCGACGCACGCCACGAGCCCACGAGUCACAACCCAACCGGGUCCGAAAGACCAUGAGCCUGCCUCGGCCGGACGAGUUCAAGCCUCCUCCAGAGUGCCCGGUCUUCGAGCCCAGCUGGGAAGAAUUUCGAGAUCCUUAUGCUUUUAUCAACAAGAUCAGACCCAUCGCAGAAAAGACCGGGAUCUGCAAAGUCCGGCCGCCGCCGGACUGGCAGCCACCAUUUGCCUGCGAUGUUGACAAGCUUCACUUUGUUCCUCGGAUCCAGCGGCUCAAUGAACUGGAGGCACAGACGAGGGUCAAGCUCAACUUUUUGGACCAGAUUGCCAAAUUUUGGGAUUUGCAGGGAUGUACCCUGAAGAUCCCUCAUGUGGAGAGGAAAAUUUUAGACUUAUAUAAACUAAACAAGCUCGUUGCAGAUGAGGGUGGAUUUGACAUCGUCUGCCAGGACAGGCGUUGGACAAAGAUUGCAGUUCAAAUGGGUUUCUCUCCUGGCAAAGCUGUGGGCUCCCACCUGCGAGGGCAUUACGAGAGAAUCCUCUAUCCCUACAAUCUGUUUCAGAGCGGAGCUAACCUGCUGGCACAAGAAACAGCUUCCAAACUGAUGCGUUUGGAGGCUGAUCCUGAUCAUGAAAAGUGUGUUCAAAAGACCGACCAGCCAGCAGAAGACAAAGAUAGCAGCGAGCCCAAGCUGCAGGAGCAGAUCCAGAGGCCGCCGGCUCCCACUCCUGAUGCCAGCCCCAGUGCUCGCCGAGCCAAGCGCAUGAAGAUCGAGACGACCUGUGUAAAGACUGAGCCAGGUGAGAUGGGUGAUAGCAAGCCCAAUCUGAGGAGGAGGAUGGGCUCUAUUGUUGUCAAGCAAGAACCAGGUUUCCUACCGCCUGCCGAAAAACCCAUCCCAAUUCUAGUGAAACAGGAACCGGUUGAGUUUAAGGAACCAAUAAUGGAAGCAGACAAAUUCAAGUCUCGCUACAAGAAGAUGAUUCCUCUCGUUCCUCCAAGUCCAGUGGAUCUGGUAGUGUGUCUGGUGUGUGGCAGCGGAGGCGACGAGGACCGGCUGCUGCUGUGUGACGGCUGUGACGACAGCUACCACACCUUCUGUCUGAUCCCUCCGCUGCACGACGUCCCUAAAGGAGACUGGAGGUGCCCCAAGUGUCUGGCUCAGGAAUGCAGCAAACCGCAUGAGGCGUUCGGGUUUGAACAGGCACACAGGGACUAUUCUCUGCGUGCAUUCGGGCAAAUGGCAGAUGCUUUCAAAUCCGACUACUUCAACAUGCCGGUUCACAUGGUACCCAUGGAGCUGGUAGAGAAGGAGUUUUGGCGCCUGGUUGGAGCCAUUGAGGAGGAUGUUACUGUAGAGUAUGGAGCUGAUAUUGCCUCGAAGGAGUUUGGGAGUGGAUUCCCCAUCCCCAAUGGAAAAUUUAAGGUUUCCCCAGCAGAUGAGAAAUACCUCAAAUGUGGCUGGAAUCUGAACAAUCUGGCAAUGAUGAACCCAUCAGUUCUGACUCAUGUGACAGCUGACAUCUGUGGGAUGACGCUGCCCUGGCUUUACGUCGGCAUGUGCUUUUCCUCCUUCUGCUGGCACAUCGAGGAUCACUGGAGCUACUCCAUCAACUACUUGCACUGGGGGGAACCUAAGACCUGGUAUGGCGCUCCUGGUUUUGCUGCCGAGCAGCUGGAGAAGGUUAUGAAGAAGCUGGCUCCAGAGCUGUUUGACUCUCAGCCUGAUCUCCUGCACCAGCUGGUCACCAUCAUGAACCCCAACACACUGAUGGCACACGGAGUCCCGAUUUACAGGACUAACCAGUGCGCUGGUGAGUUUGUCAUCACGUUUCCCCGAGCUUAUCACAGCGGCUUUAAUCAGGGCUUUAACUUUGCCGAGGCCGUCAACUUCUGCACUGUGGACUGGAUGCCCCUUGGCAGGCAGUGUGUGGACCACUACCGUCUGCUGCAUCGGUACAACGUCUUUUCCCACGAUGAGAUGGUGUGCAAUAUGGCCACUAAAGCAGGCACACUUAAUGUGGUAUUGGCCUCAGCCGUCCACAAGGACAUGGCCCUCAUGAUCAAAGAAGAGCAGGAACUAAGGGACAAAGUCAAGAAAAUGGGUGUGGUGAAUUGCAAGGAGGCAAAAUAUGAUAAUCUCCAAGAUGAUGAGCGGCAGUGCGCCACAUGCAGGACCACCUGCUACCUCUCUGCCAUCACCUGCCCCUGUAGACCAGGAGUCCUGGUCUGUCUGUACCACAUCAACAACCUCUGCUCCUGCCCUGUCUCCAAUUACGUUCUCAACUACAGAUACACCAUGGAUGACCUGUUCCCCAUGAUGAACGCCGUGAAGCAGCGAGCUGAGCUCUAUGAUGAAUGGGCUUUUCGUGUGACAGCGACCCUGGAGGCUAGGCUGGAAAAGAAAAAAGGUCUGCCUGUCUUUCGCUCCCUUCUCGCUGAGUCAGAGUCCAGGUUGUUCCCUGACAACGACCUGCUGCGGCGGCUGCGUCUGGUCACACAAGAUGCAGAGAAGUGUGCCUCAGUGGCUCAGCAGCUACUGAAUGGCAAAAAGCAGACCAGGUAUCGAUGUGGAAGUGGAAGGUCCCGCAGCCAGUUAACAGUGGAAGAGCUCAGCUCGUUUGUGAGGCAGCUGUACAACCUCUGCUGCAGCCUCCCUCAGGCGCCUCAGCUGAAGGAACUGUUGAAUCGGAUUGAAGACUUCCAGCAGCACAGCGAGAAGGUCUUAGCAGAGGAAUCCCCCAGUGUUGCAGAGAUCCAGAGCCUUCUAGACGUCAGCUUUGAUUUCGAUGUAGACCUGCCAGAACUGCCGCUACUGAGGGAGAGGCUGGAGCAGGCAAGGUGGCUGGAGGCGGUGCAGGGGGCCAGCUCCCAGCCUGCCACACUCACCUUAGAGGCCAUGAGGAGACUCAUCGACCAGGGAGUCGGGUUGGCACCUCACCCGUCCGUGGAGAAAGCUAUGGCACGCCUCCAAGAGCAGCUCACUUUGUCGGAGCACUGGGAGGAUAAGGCGAGCAGCCUGCUGCAGGCCAGACCCCCCCACUCAAUAGAAACACUUAGCGCCGCUGCUGAACAGGCCUCAGUAAUCCCCGCUCAUCUCCCAAACUGUCUGCUCCUGAAAGACACCAUCAGGAAAGCCCAGGAGUGGCUUCAAGAAGCAGAGGAGCUCCAGGUGAGUGGAUGUGUGAUGACGGCAGACAGCCUGUCUGACAUGGUGCUACGAGGACAGGCCAUCCAGGUGCAGCUGGAGCCCUUAGAGAGGCUGGAGUAUUUGUUGGCAAACGCGCAGGAGUGGAAAGAAUCUGCAGCAGCAACGUUCCUUUUAAAGGACUCAUCUCUUACUCUGCUAGAGGUCCUGUGUCCAAGCUUUGAAGUCGGAACUCUCAGUACCUCAAAGAGGAAGGCCAAGAAGGGGAAAGAAUACCCGAAAAAUAACAAAAAGAAACCUGCACGGCUUAACUCUCUCCGUGAGGUGGAAAAAGCUCUUUCAGAGAGCACGGACUCUACAUCUGCUAUGGCGACUCUGGAGGAGCUGCGUGUCAGGGAGAUGGAGACCUUCUUUAAUCUCAGGGCAGCGAAUGAGUCAAAGCUCCUUCCCACGGCGGACUGCAUGGACCUGAAGGUGUGUUUCUGCCAGAAGGCGCCCAUGGGAGCAAUGCUGCAGUGUGAGCUCUGCAGGGACGCCUUCCACAGCGUCUGCGUCAGGGACCCAUCCGACAGCUUUGAAACGCAGCCGUGGCUCUGUCCACACUGCCAGCGGUCAGAGAAGCCCCCGCUAAGCAAAGUCUUCUCUCUGCUGACGUCUCUGCGAAGCGUAGGCGUCCGUCUGCCAGAGGGCGACGCUCUGAACUAUCUGGUAGAUAGGACACUUAACUGGCAGCAGCGAACGCAGCAGAUUUUAACAGAUUGUCACCUGCCGGAGUUAGAAGAGAGACCAGAAACCCCUCCAACACUAACCCACUGGGUGUCAGGCUGCGACAACACUCAUACCAACACUCAGGCUCCGUGUUUGACUCCAGAGUGGAACAGGACAAGCCAUGCUCAGACUGUCUUUUACACUGAGCAGAGAUGCAUCCCACUGCAGGGCUUGAACAGCGAGCUGGAGGAGCUGAUGGUGGAGGGGCUCCUGCUUCAGGUGUCUUUGCCGCAGGUCCACAGCCUCUACCAUAUUUUACUGGACAGAGCCAACAGCCAGCACCCCAACCGACCGGCGUCACCUCCAAAGGAGGAGCCCUCAGACCAAGGAAAACACAUGCAGUUCAUCUCUCAGGGAACAAAUAUGGCACUGAACCAGGAUGGAAGCACCAGCACCAGGGACACCAUGACCCCCUCAGAAAGGAAAGCAAAGAGGCGUCUGGAGAGGGGAGGAUUACCGGACGCAGAGCCCAGGGGAAGAGAUAAAAAACACUCUCACAAAAGACAAAAGGUGAAUAAAAAGAAGCCCCAGCGCCGACCAGCUUCUACCUCAUCCUCCCCGCGCUCUGACUUCUCCCAGUCUGAUGACUCUGAUGAGGAAAUGGCUGUGUGUCCUGCUGAAAGCUGUCUGCUGCCAGAAGGAGAUGAGGUGGACUGGGUCCAGUGUGACGGCAGAUGCAACCAGUGGUUUCACCAAGUCUGUGUCGGCGUCACGCCAGAGAUGGCCGAGAAGGAGGACUACGUUUGUGUGUCAUGCACGCUGAACGAUCGACAGAUCAGAAAGUGAAGAAAAUGCGGUUUUACUUUUUUUGUUUUGGAGGGGGGGUCUGCAGGUCAUCGGUCCGUUCCUGAAGCCUGGAGUCAGGCUGUGUCACUGAUCCCGUUCCCGAUUCACUGAUCCCCACACAGUCCCACCUGUCUGACCCUUUUGUAACAAUGGUGCUAUCUCCUCUUUGACUUGUCGUCUGGGACUAUAAUGUUUAGGGUUUUUUUGUAUUUUUACAUAUAUUAUAUAUAUAUAUUUCUUUCUUUCUUAUGAAUUGUUUGCAGUUGUCUAAAUGGAAAAAAGAAAUACAGAACGUUAAGUGUGCUGCAUGGGUCUAUAUUUCAUCAGCACCAAGGAGUCUUACACCACCUUCCCCAAGUAAAAACCGUUAAAGGAAUAAAAUGUAUCCUCUUUUGAACCUCUUUGCAUGUUUAACAGAAUUAUGGGGAAUGAAAAGGAGUUAUUAAUCCCAUUGAAACCCCUCAAAAAUAACAAUGAUAGUUUUAUUUGAUUUUUUUUUUUAAACCUCUGUGUUUAGUCCAUGCAUCUUAAUUCCUGUUUUUGAUUUGUAGAAUAGGUUUUAUUUAUCUGAGCAAUAAUUAUUUCAUUUUUUUGUUGUAAUUUGACAGCUUGGUCUCUGCUAAGAUGUGUUUUAGAGAUGAUGUUGUGAUUUUAAGAGGGUUACUCAGACAGACGGGUCGCAGCAGAACACGCUGAAGGAAAAAACAACUCUGCGCUGACAUGCAGAUCUGAAAGAUGGUAACCCAGAAUACAAUACAGAGGAAAGGUAAAGAUGUUAGAGGUUUAUAUUGUGGAAUAAAGCCCUUUUGUUCUAUGAAGA
Molecule: messenger RNA, 5649 nt
Organism: Cyprinodon tularosa
Lineage: Eukaryota; Metazoa; Chordata; Actinopteri; Cyprinodontiformes; Cyprinodontidae
Gene: kdm5bb
Product: lysine (K)-specific demethylase 5Bb
Exons: 28
Coding region: 183-4829 (1548 amino acids)
Biological process (GO): chromatin remodeling
Cellular component (GO): nucleus
Molecular function (GO): DNA binding; histone demethylase activity
Source: RefSeq, a predicted model, not a curated record